GACCUUUGAUUAACCAAAAUAUGUGCAAAUGCAUAGCAGCUAAGUGAUUACAAACAGAUCGUCAAACCAAAUGCUUGCUGCAUAUUAAUUUUGGUUACUAACGAAAUUGCCAAAUUGACCUAAAAUGUACACUUAGUAAGGUGGGAUUUCAAUCACGUAAAAAGAAAUAUAAAAAGCAGAAUUGGAUUGAUAAGGCAUAUCACAAAUCAUCCAACGAUCAAAUAUGUUUCAAUACGUUGUUAUCUUAGCUCUUGCCUCCGCUGUUCUGGCUAGCCCAGCUGCCAAACCCGACCCAAGCCUCAUUGCAGCUCCUCUAGCAGUAGCCCCAGCUGUAGCUCCAGCAGUCGUCACUGCUCAAAGUUCUCAAGUUUUCGCUCGGCAGUACAACGCUUUAGUCGCUCCAGCAGCUCCUCUUGUAGCAGCCGCUCCGGUUGCAGCAGCUCCCCUUGUAGCAGCAGCACCUUAUGUAGCAGCUCCAGCUGCCCCUUUGCUGGCGGGCUACAGGGUCGCUGCCCCUUACUUGUCUGCUCCUGCUUAUUUAUAAACCAUAUAAAUUUGUAACAUAAUUUGUACAUAACGAAGAAAUAAAAUAAUAUUGAGAAA
Molecule: messenger RNA, 603 nt
Organism: Diabrotica virgifera virgifera (western corn rootworm)
Lineage: Eukaryota; Metazoa; Arthropoda; Insecta; Coleoptera; Chrysomelidae
Product: cuticle protein 38-like
Exons: 2
Coding region: 224-544 (106 amino acids)
Source: RefSeq, a predicted model, not a curated record